Molecule: messenger RNA, 1571 nt
Organism: Myzus persicae (green peach aphid)
Lineage: Eukaryota; Metazoa; Arthropoda; Insecta; Hemiptera; Aphididae
Product: LIM and SH3 domain protein F42H10.3
Exons: 9
Coding region: 440-1420 (326 amino acids)
Cellular component (GO): focal adhesion
Molecular function (GO): actin filament binding
Source: RefSeq, a predicted model, not a curated record
AUCAUCGGGCACGGUGUGUAAAACAGAAGUGAAAGGGAAAAUCGUAUUAUUAAUAUUAUUAUUAUCAUCAUUAUUCAACUAUAUCUAUAAUAAUAAUAUUAUAACGAUAUUGGUCCAUCGCUGUUGUACAGACACUGUGGGCGCACCGUUCCAUUAUCAAUAUUAUUAUUAGUGUUAGUGCCGUGUAGGUAAUAAGUAUUCCGCUCUCGAUUCAACAGUUGUAUUCGGACGCAGAGCAAUCUAAAACAUUAAAGAGCGGUGUCCAACUAUCACAAAAGAACAUCGAAUAAUAUACCUAAUAUCGUUUCGAAUUUUUCGUCUGUAGUGGUAUUGUAUGUCUAUCAUAUAUCUACAAUAAACUGCAUCAACGGUUAUCAUAUUAUUGUCUUGAACGGGUGUCACUGUGCUAUUCUGUCUUAUUUUUGGCGACGGUUAUAAGAUGAACAAAAAGUGUGCCAGAUGUGAGAAAAUUGUUUACCCUAUUGAAGAGCUCAAAUGUCUCGAUAAGGCUUGGCACAAACAAUGUUUCAAAUGCCAGUCCUGUGGCAUGACAUUAAACAUGAGAAAUUACAAGGGAUUCAAUAAAGAGCCUUACUGUGAAGCACAUAUUCCAAAAGUCAAACAUACAACUGUAGCUGAAACACCAGAGUUAAAAAGAAUUGCUGAAAAUACAAGAUUACAAUCAAAUGCGCAAUAUCAUGCAGAGUUUGAGAAGACUAAAGGAAAAUUAACACAAGUUGCAGAUGACCCAGAAACAUUGCGGAUAAAAGCUAAUUCAAAAAACAUAAGUAAUGCCGAGUAUCAUGGAGAUUUUCUGAAGAAAGCAGAGAUGGAACAACGUAGGCAUUUAUCUAAUGGGAACAACGCAGCAAGUAAUAAUGAACCAUUAAAAAAAAAUGUCAUUGUAAACAAAACAAUUCAAGAAAUCGAUCAUAGUAACACUGUUAAACCAAAUAAAGUACAGCAAAGUUAUAACGGUGGAAACACAAGAUAUGUGCCUCAGAAAGCUGAAAAUACACAGCAUCAUCCUAGAGUAGAAGACACUUCAGCUAAAAUUCCUGCAUGUUUAAAUCGUCAAUCUUCUACUUUAAUUUAUUCAUCUGAUAGUGGAGAUUUAAUUAACAGUGCAUACAACAAUCACAUUGGUUCAAUAGCUGACUAUGAUCCUAUCAAAAAACAACCGUCAUAUGUUGGUGUUAAGUAUACUAACAAUUCUGAAAGUCAAAACUAUAACCUUGGGAGAGUGUACCGAGCUAUGUACGAUUAUGAAGCUCAAGAUCUGGACGAAGUUUCAUUUACUGAUGGAGAUUUAAUUGUCAAUUGUGCCGCUAUAGAUGAUGGUUGGAUGACUGGUGUUGUACAAAGGACAGGUGAAUCUGGUAUGCUACCAGCUAACUAUGUCCAACCUGCAGCUAUUUAAUUCUGAUUAAUAAUUUUGUUACAUAUUAUUUGUUUAUGUUUAUAAUAUGGUAAAAACAUAAUAAUUUUUUAUUAAUAGUAAUUUGUUUCUACUAAUUCUCAAAACUAAUUUAAUAUAUAUUGCUGCAGCUAAAGAAAUUAAGAGCAACUAA